Messenger RNA from Puma concolor (puma), 852 nucleotides. It is a transcript of the gene ARV1, whose product is annotated as ARV1 fatty acid homeostasis modulator. Lineage: Eukaryota; Metazoa; Chordata; Mammalia; Carnivora; Felidae. The record is from RefSeq and is a predicted model, not a curated record. Gene Ontology annotation, cellular component: Golgi apparatus; cortical endoplasmic reticulum. Gene Ontology annotation, biological process: intracellular sterol transport; sphingolipid metabolic process; regulation of plasma membrane sterol distribution.
AUGGGCACCGGUGGGCGGUAUGGGCUACGGCCAGGCAAGGGCAACGCAGAAGGGGUAGUCGCGGGCAAGGGGAACACCGAUGGGGUUGCAGCUACUCCCACUCCCACUGCUGCCUCGGCCUCCUGCCAGUACAGGUGCAUCGAAUGCAACCAAGAGGCCAAGGAGUUGUACCGAGACUAUAACCACGGAGUGCUGAAGAUAACCAUCUGCAAAUCCUGCCAGAAACCUGUAGACAAAUAUAUCGAGUAUGAUCCUGUUAUCAUCUUGAUUAAUGCUAUUUUAUGCAAAGCCCAGGCCUACAGACAUAUUCUCUUCAAUACUAAAAUAAACAUGCACGGGAAACUCUGCAUAUUUUGUUUGCUUUGCGAAGCGUACCUGAGAUGGUGGCAGCUUCAAGAUUCAAACCAGAACACCGAUCCCGACGACUUCAUCAGAUAUGCCAAGGAGUGGGAUUUCUAUAGAAUGUUCGCAAUUGCUUCUCUAGAACAAGCUGCCUUUUUUACUGGCAUCUUUACUUUCCUGUGGGUAGAACGACCGACGACAGCGAAAAAAAAACCCGACUUCAUUUUGCUGCUGAAAGCAUUAUUGUUGUCGAGCUACGGAAAACUCUUGCUGAUUCCAGCCGUCAUUUGGGAGCACGACUACACAUCCCUGUGCCUCAGACUCAUCAAAGUAUUUGUCCUUACAUCCAAUUUUCAGGCAAUCAGAGUGACCCUGAAUAUCAGCCGAAAGCUCUCCUUUCUGGCCAUCUUUAGUGGCUUACUGGUGGAAAGCACCAUGGUCUACUUCUUCCAGAGGAUGCAAUGGGACGUGGGAAGUGAUUGCACCAUCUAUAAAUCUCAAGACUUUUGA